This is a messenger RNA of Haliotis rubra (blacklip abalone), 813 nucleotides long. RefSeq names its product lysine-rich arabinogalactan protein 19-like. The record is from RefSeq and is a predicted model, not a curated record. The transcript is spliced from 2 exons. Lineage: Eukaryota; Metazoa; Mollusca; Gastropoda; Lepetellida; Haliotidae. The coding region runs from base 1 to 813 and encodes 270 amino acids.
AUGGCGGCUGGUGGUGCAUUGUGGCCUGGAUGUCUGACAACAAUACCACUGAUUGGACCAUGGGACUCAAGUUUGCUCAGUUCCAGCUACCACAGCGGAAUCAAGCAAACACCAUUUGCUGCCUUUACAGAAUCAGAUGCACCAACUGGGCUAAAUUCCUCCAAGCUCCCAGAUGAUGUCAUUGCAACACUGAAGACGGAAGAAGAUCUCCAAGAUCUCAUCAAUGCCAUCAUCGCCAUGACACCUCCUUCAGACCAGCCAGCAGCACCAGAUGCGCCACCAGUUACUGCAGCUGUUCCAGAUCCCUCAGAAGAAGCAGCCAUGCCAGAUCCCGAUCCACCUGUUGUAGCAGAUAUGCCAGAUCCAGCUCCACCUGUUGUAACAGAUAUGCCAGAUCCACCUGUUGUAGCAGAUAUGCCGGUACCAGAUCCACCUGCUGUAGCAGCCGUUAUAGAUCCACCAGCUGUAGCCGCCGUUCCAGAUCCGCCAUCAUCAGCAGAACUCCUUGUUGCAAAGAGACGUCAGCAGAUCAGUAUCCAGAGGAAGAGGGCAAUAGACUCUCAGUUGCAACAAGCCGAGAAAAUGGUGAAAAGAAGUGAAGUUGUUCUCUCUGAAGUUCAAGUUGGUGACAACGUAACAGUUCCCAUCCCAUCCGUGGACAGAGGUAGAGCUGAUCCCUGCAACUUGAUUGGUGUGAUUACUGACAUUAAUGACAGUGGCAUGUACACAACUGUUGUCAAAGUGUCAUGUACAAAAUAUUCUCGUAAUCAAUUUGAUGUGUGCGCCACAACACUCUACACCUUAGAGAUAUGA